Molecule: messenger RNA, 816 nt
Organism: Sphenostylis stenocarpa
Lineage: Eukaryota; Viridiplantae; Streptophyta; Magnoliopsida; Fabales; Fabaceae
Source: the annotation of a GenBank genome assembly
AUGAGUUCUCCUCUCAUCCAUGAAAUCAAAGGGCAAGCAUUUCGGUUCUUGAAGGAAAAGAUUAAAAUUGCAAGGCUGGUUCUCACUGAUGUUACACCAGUACAGUUAAUGACAGAAGAAGCCACUAAUGAGAAUCCAUGGCCACCGGACACACGUACCACGAGUGUAAUAUCACGAGCUGCCUUCGAAGUGGAUGAAUAUGAGAGAAUCAUGGAGAUUUUGCAUCACAGAUUGUCCAAAUUUGAUAAAGGGUAUUGGAGAGCCUCAUACAAGGCUCUUAUAUUACUGGAACAUCUUCUAACUCAUGGACCUAAAAGAGUAUCCGAGGAGUUUCAAAGUGAUAUUGAUGUUAUUGAAGAGAUUGGCCAAUUUCAGCACAUUGAUGAGAAAGGGUUCAACUGGGGUUUGAGUGUUGGAAAAUUAUCAGAAAGAGUAUUAAAGCUCUUAAGAAACAAGGAUUUUCUCAGAGAAGAAAGAGCAAGAGCACGUCAUCUUUCUCAUGCAAUCAAAGGGUUUGGAAGUUUUAACCAACGAAGCUCAGCAAUAGAUGAAAGGUUAAGUGACUUACCUUCUAAGAUUUAUGGGAGAUGUAACUCUUACUAUGAUGAUCGCCAAUAUGAAAAAUAUGAUUUCAUAAGCUUUGGAAAGAAACUCAGUCUCGUGGAUGGAAAUAUGAGAGAACAACAGAUUCUUGAAGACAUGGACAAUUCAAAGCUCCUAAAGCAAGAAAAUGAUUCAAAUUCAGGAGACACAGAAGAAUAUCACCCCUUCAACGAUGAAGAGAAACUGAUUAUAGCAUCCCUGCUUUCUGUGUGA